This is a messenger RNA of Phodopus roborovskii (desert hamster), 1106 nucleotides long. RefSeq names its product coiled-coil domain containing 28A (gene Ccdc28a). Bases 56 to 610 code for a protein of 184 amino acids. Lineage: Eukaryota; Metazoa; Chordata; Mammalia; Rodentia; Cricetidae. The transcript has 5 exons. The record is from RefSeq and is a predicted model, not a curated record.
UUUCCCUAUGUAGGUCUUACGAAGCUAGUGUCAAUGCAACGAAGAACUUAAAACAAUGGAAGAGCGGAAAGCGAAGAGGAAGAGUCCCAAGUCUUUCAGUGCCCAUUCUACUCAGGUUGCUAAUGCCAAAAAAAAUGCCAUCCCAACUAGCAAAAGCACCGGCUUUUCAAAUCCCACAGCACAGUCAACUUCCCAGCGGCCAAAGUUAAAGAGAGUGAUGAAGGAAAAGAACAAACCUCCAGGAGGAGAAGGAAAGGGUGCUCAGGCCACCCCCAUUCAACACUCCUUCCUCACAGAUGUCUCCGAUGUCCAGGAGAUGGAGCGUGGGCUCCUCAGUCUGCUCAAUGACUUCCACUCUGGAAAGCUGCAGGCAUUUGGAAAUGAAUGUUCCAUAGAACAGAUGGAACAUGUCCGGGGAAUGCAGGAGAAAUUAGCUCGCUUAAAUUUGGAGCUCUACGGGGAGUUAGAGGAACUUCCUGAGGAUAAGCGGAAAGCAGCCAGUGAUGCCAACCUGGACAGGCUUCUGUCUGAUUUAGAAGAAUUGAAUUCUUCUAUACAGAAACUGCAUUUGGCAGACGCACAGGAUGUCCCCAACACGUCCGCCAGCUAGAGCAGUGUGCAGCCUGCUCUGGGGGUUUACAGAGAAGCAGCAGUCAUUACUUUUCCAGCUGAGCCCAGUAGCAGAAUCAUCUUCCCCAACAAAAUUCAAAUAAUGAAAGUGCCAGUGCAGUGAUUGUGUUCCCACGCGCUUUAGUAAACGUGCUUGCUGUAAUUCACCGCUGGGGAGGCUGUGGCCUGGCCGCCGGCCGGAUCGGGAAGUGGGAUGUCGAGCUGUGCUGCUGUGUUUUCUUCUGUUGCCUUAAGGGUUAUACUUGAAAUGCAUUGUGCUAAACAUUCGGUAGGGCUGAAGGAUUUGUCCUUCCUGCAGUCACCACACUGACCCAGUUCUGGUCGUGCUUGGUGGCACACAGGCCUCCUGUGGCAGCCCAGCUUCAGUUUACGUCAGACAAUCAGUACACACGCAGGUGUGUUCCCCAAUGGCCAGUGACAAAUGUUUAAUAAGUAUUUGUGAGAUUUGCUAUUUUUAAUAAAGUGAUUGUUUUAAA